Messenger RNA from Haliotis rubra (blacklip abalone), 2384 nucleotides. Its product is annotated as lupus La protein-like. Gene Ontology annotation, cellular component: cytosol; cytoplasmic stress granule; ribonucleoprotein complex. Lineage: Eukaryota; Metazoa; Mollusca; Gastropoda; Lepetellida; Haliotidae. The coding region runs from base 122 to 1285 and encodes 387 amino acids. The record is from RefSeq and is a predicted model, not a curated record. Gene Ontology annotation, molecular function: RNA binding. The transcript is spliced from 14 exons. Gene Ontology annotation, biological process: RNA processing; positive regulation of translation.
CGCCUUAAAGUGAUGCAAAAACGUGGUUAAGGUGAGCAAGAGAAGCAGAUUUAAAACGUCCGUGUUUGGUGUAAGUAGCAGACAACAUUGCCACUGGCACGAGCUAGUCAAUAGCUGAGAUAUGGAUGAUGUUAAAUGUAAAAAGGAAAACAUGGCAGGAGAAAAUGGCACAGCAUCAGGUGCAGCUUCUGCACUUGAGACAAAGAUUAUUAACCAGAUAGAGUACUAUUUUGGAGACAUAAACCUGCCACGUGACAGAUUUCUUCAGGAUCAAAUCACUCAGGAUGAUGGCUGGGUGACACUGGAGACUAUGCUCAAGUUUAAUCGGCUGAAGAAGUUGAGUGAUGACCAUGGUGUUAUCUGUGCAGCUCUAAAGAAGUCUGCCAGUGGCUUGAUGGAGGUUGCUGAAGACAACACGAAGAUCCGCAGAUCUCUUGAUAAGCCGAUGCCAGACAAUACCAAGGAGAGGAGGGAGGAAGUGUCAGCCAGAUGUGUAUAUGCUAAAGGUUUCCCUGAGGAUCGAACACUGGACGAGCUGCAAGAGUUCUUCAAUAAACAAGGAGAAGUGGAGAGCAUUUCCAUGAGACGAAUUCCCAAAACAAAGGACUUCAAGGGUUCUGUGUUUGUGGUGUUCGCUAAUAAGGAGGAUGCAGAGAAAUUUGUUAAAGCAGAAUCCUUAAAGUAUGGAGAAACAGAACUAAUCCGAAGUUUCAAAGAAGAUUAUUUCAAAAGAAAGAACGAAGAAAAGAGGCAGGCGAAGAAGCAGCAUAAUGACGAUGUCAAGGAAAAGGAGAAGGAACAAGAUGAUAAAAUUCGAGAUCGCAUUAGGACAUCCACCAUCUUAAGACUUGACGGCCUGCCUGGUAACAUCACCCUGGAAGAUCUCCGCAACUUCUUCUCUGACUUCGGCACGGUGGCCUGGGUUGAUCACGACAAUGGAGAAACAAAGGGCUAUGUGAGGUUUACCAACGAGAAUGAGGCAACAGAAGUGUUGACUAAAGCUAAGGAGGCAGGAGAGGGCAAGAUUGAAAUCAACAAUAAUGAAGUGACAGCUCGUGUGCUUGAUGGGGAGGAAGAACUCAACCACUGGAAGAUGAUCUUUAAGACAAUGGAAGAUCAACGCAGGACUCGCAACAAACCAGGAGGUUUCAGAGGAGGCAAGCGACGCAACAACCAGUAUGGAGGAAGGGGAAAGCGGAGUUUCAACAAGGACAGAGAUGGAGAUGGAGAGUCCAAAGAUUCUGGAGAGCCUGCAGCCAAGGUAGUAAAGACAGAAGACGACUGAGAAUGUCUCCCUGCUGCAGCAUACAAUACAAUCAUCAGAUGUCUCUUUUGUGCCUUUGUCCAUCAGAUGACUCCACCAGGUGGAAGGGCAGAGGUUGGGGACAAGGACUGGAGUCUGGGGAUGAGAGACGAGGGCGCCGGGGAUGUGGGGGCUCUCAGUUCAUGGGACAUCUUUGGCUGACUACCUUGAACAUAAUGAUGUACAUUCACAUUACAUGUGGCUCUAUAAGAGUUAACAAUGUAGAUAUGAAAGCGAUUGGAAGUGGUGUUCUGAAUGUGACAUGUUCUGUUUUAUAUUUAUGAAAGAUGUUGCUGUUAGUAAAACAAAAUUAUAAAAGGUAGUAAUAAGUGGAUUAUGGGUGUAGCACCAUAUGUAAAAGGAAUGUUUACGUUGUUGUGGAUAUAAACAAAAUUGCUGGAUUCCUUUGUUGACAUUGAUAUGAAUAUCAAAUGGGUUGACAGUGUUUGACUACUUCAGUGAAAUCAAUGGAAAAUAAUAAUAGUUCAUCUUAUUUUGUAAGUUUUUGAAGAGCAAAUAGAAUGAUUGGAAAUACAUUGUAUCGAAAUCCAGCGUAAAAUGUUGUACUGUAUUUCCUAGCCAAUAGCACCAGGCCACACCCCAUAUUGCAAGGUGAAAAGAGAUUGUAGAAAACUGGAAAUGUGUUUUUACUUUUUGUAAUAAUACCGCCUAAAUCUGAACAUUUUUACCCAGUGCUUUUACAAGAUUAGAUAAAUUUCUUACCCGUUUCCAAAGGGUUAAAUUCAGCAAGAUGGAUUAUUGGUCAAAAGCACAAAAUAGGGUGCAAGUAUAGUAACGGUUGACCAUCCACCUUUGGCAAGUAGCUCUGCCCAGUAAAGAGCUGGGAGGCAUGGGUUGUCCAUGUCUAUUCAUUUACUCAUCUAUACAUAAACCAUUUCACAUUUUAAUGUACUUUUUAUACUUUCGUUUGUUCCUAAUACAUUUCACAAACAGUUUAUUUGGAAACAUUUUCACCUUGUAUUAUGAAAGUUGUUUAGUACUUUUUAAGGCUAACUGUAGUCACAUUUUAUGGCAAUCAUUUCCAUUUGUACAUAGUGUCAAUAAACUACAUUUAUCAUCA